AGUUAUGCAGGUGGACUGGCAAAUGCAGAGACAUUUCCUUUUUUUCCUUUGACCCAUGGCUCCAUUCUGUGUGCACUCUGAGCACAUCCAAUGCAAUUACCUCACUCCAAUAUUUACCAAGGCAUCCCUCUUCUGGGUAUUGAUCACAUCUCUUAAAAUUUUCCUCCCCUUGCUUCUUGCAAGCUGGUCCCAGGACUUGUGGAAGAGGACUUCCUGGUAUCAUGAGCAGCCAAAAAUUGAGUUCAAGAACCAAUUCCUCUUGUUCUUGCAAGCAGCCAAGCAGGAGCAAAUACUCACAUUUUCCAGCUUCACUGAGUUACAGCCAUUAUUUGAAGAUGGAUUUCGAAUUCCAACUCUCGAGAAUUCUGAUACAAAUGCUGAUCAUCAUACUCAUAGAAUGGGUAGAUGGAGGCAGAACAAAGAAGAUAUCCUUUCAGUUGCCAUCUUUGAUCCAUUGCUUUUUCUUUACAAUGUUUUCUCUGUGGAUGGGUUAGUUGAAUAUAAUAUAAUCUUGAGUGAUGCAAGCAAUUACACCAUUGGACAACAUAUUGUUGCCAGUGUCUGGGUUCACAAAUGUCCUCAAACAGGGAAUACCAUGGAAGAAGUCUCUGAAGAAGACCACAACAGAGAUGGAAGGAAGGAAGAAAUCCAUGUUAAUGUCACUGUGCCUCUUAAGAAGAGUGAAGUCAUUCAUGGAGUACAGUUGAUCCUCUUUUUUGACUUCAGACUUGAGGAAAGGGUGGAAUUGGCAGCAGAGUGCCUAGCACACAUUCAUCAUGAGAGUCGUUUCCCAGGAACUCAUCUGCAUAUUAGAGGGAACCUGGAGACUCGAAUACAACAGCCACUUAUGCACAAAGGACACCAAGAUCCUCCUUUGUCCGAACUGCUUGGAAUUGGAUCUCAUUCCAUCACCCUACAGGAUCUUCUUUGGGAAUAUGCCCACCAAAAUGAUCUCAGUGAGGACGUGAAGUGGCGCAUUAAGCGAGCAGUAGACAAUGGAAUGCCAGCCAAGGACGUCACUGAGGCAUUCAGUGUGUCUCGCUCCACUGUUUACCGCGUCAUGGAGGCCAUAGACGAUCAAGAGACUCGGAGAAAAGGAAGAGCGCCACCCAACCUGAAGCAAACCAAAGAGUUCAAGACCGAAGUGGCAGCAGCGGUUGCUGAGAAUCCGCGCAAGAGUCUCAGGAAGCUGGCCAAAGAAUUUGACGUGUCUGACAUCACUUUGAGGCGUACGACUUGUGAUUUGGGCCUGAAGUCCUACGCACUUCCUGUGAGGCAGCUGGUGACUCCAGGACAGCAAGAGGCUUGGCUCGCAAGGUUGAUCACUGAGGUGGAUCGCACUGUCAAGUCUUGGGACAUGGAUUCAGAUGUUUUCACUUUCACAAUUUCAGUAAGUUUACGAUAUGUGGAGGCAUCAUUUGAGUACAGCCCUGGGUUCUGGGAAACCUUGAAGUGGGCAUGGGUCCAAUACUUGGCUCUCUUCAUUCCUGUCUUGAUGGCACUGAACAGGGUUAAGAGCUUUGUGUUCACACAGAAUCUCUUCUACACAGCCAUGUCCAAACCAUGGCAGAAAGUGCUCUGAUGCCUUUUGCAUUCUACCCACUCUAGUCAGUUACUUGAUCUCACUUUCUGCUCAUAUGAUACUAUUGCACAU
Molecule: messenger RNA, 1654 nt
Organism: Darwinula stevensoni
Lineage: Eukaryota; Metazoa; Arthropoda; Ostracoda; Podocopida; Darwinulidae
Source: the annotation of a GenBank genome assembly